UGCGCUGUCAGGGAAUUCCGGUGUCGUGCGUGCUGACGUCAGGAGCUGAGGGGCGGUGCUACGCUGCGGAGAGACGAGAGAAGAGAGCGUGCGCCUCUGUAGCCGGGGCUGUGUGUCCCUUUAAAAAACCCCAGCGCAACUCGAUCCCUGCCUUAACUCACAGACACAGCUCUGUGCUCGCUAUAGAGAGCGGAGACUUACCCAACAGCAACAUUAAAUAUCAGCAGCACGCCCUCUGCGGAGAGACACAACAGACUUUUGGCGUUUAAACCGAAGGAUUUACGAAAAUAGACGACUUUGCGGAUUACUAUUGUUGUUAUUCAGCUGGUACAUUCAUCUGCACGCCAAGGAGAAGUUACGGAUAAACUGCGCUUGCGAUAUUCACCGAUCCCGUCUAACUUUUGGGAGCGCUAGCGGAGACGCAAGCUGAACGAGUUUUACUACUAAAGCAAUCUACGACCACAGAGUGAGCUGAGAUGAUCGACUGUUGGUGCUAAACCCUAAUUCUUCUGACGUUUGAGAAGUGGUGCUAGAUGCUUAUUUGAUAGUUGGCAGGGGUAGCAGUAAACAGCUUCUCCUUCUUGUUGGUGAGUGGUCCUCUCUGUUUUGCAGUGGAGGGCUUCACACUCACAGCUAGUGUGGCUGGAUGCAUCACACAGCAGAACAGUUCACCGGGUGCAGCACACGGGACCCUUUUCCUCUAGAUGGACUCAACCGGGGACCAUGGGCUCCCGUGAGCAGCCGUGCCUGGCCACCUCCCUCCAGGUGCUUGCCAGGUGUCAAUCAGCACCAGUUCCUCACCCAUAUGCCACCUAGUCACAUGACUGGGCUAAAUCAUCCUAGUAAAUUCUUAAACAAUGGUCCCCUACAUCGAGGAGAUAAGCAAGGCCUGUCUCAGGCUUUGUUGCCAGGAAUACAAAGGAUACCCCCUGCUCCUCCCAGGCCUUGGGAACCAACCAGAACUGGCCAGGGAUAUGAGCCAUUGCCUGGUGAUAACCACAACCGACUGCACAAUGGCUACAACGCAGGACCUCCUGCACACCUCACAGCUCGAGCCAGUCAACUACUGAAGUAUGGUGCUCCUCAGCUCUCAGCCCAUGGCUCACGGCCCAUGCCUUCAUUCCCUGAUAUGUGGACUCAACCUCAGACUCAGCAGCAACCCAGGGGACCUCAUUCUCAUUCUGGACAGUUAAAACGACCUGGGCCCCCUCUUGGAGAGCACUCUGUCAUUCAGCAUACCCCUGCUCCAUCUCUGCACCGGCCCAUGGAGGACUGCCCCAGUCCGAACAAGAGAAAGAAGAGCUCUGGGUCUGAACAGAUGCCUCAUUCCGCCAUGCAGCGCAUAUCCGGGCCGCCUGUACAUUUGAAUCAGCAGCCAUCCUCCAACUACCCCCCACCAAAACCUAGCUUUUGGAACCCAUUGCACAGAGGUGGAGCACCCUGGAACCCGAAUGAACACAAAAGCGGACCCAUUGAUUUCCAGGAUUCAGCUAAGUCAGGAAUUGGAAGCUUCCCCUAUAAACUGCCUCCCUUGAAUCCAUCAACCACGUCUUCACCCACCAUUCACAGCACAAGAGGCUACGAAGAAAGCAGGGGUCCUCCACCACAGUCCCACAAGACUGCUCAGUCACCACAGUCUCUGGGACCUUCACAGAACCCUCACAUCCACCAUUCUACAUACUCCUACCCCAACAUCAGACCUUCAGCCCAGACCCAAGUGGAACCACGUGGUACUACUUCACAAAGAGGACAUGAUUCUGCAUCGAGCUCUUUGAAUAAACAGGCUCCACCACCACCUACAUCCUCAUCAUCACCACGGGCAGAUGGGGAGCGCCCUGCACCCUCACCAGCAAACUACACCUCUGUGCCUUACAGUCACCCCCAAUUCCAGCCUCACCCAGGGCUGGUCCAUUCCAGCCCACCAGCCAGCAACCAGGCCCAGGACACCGUACCUCAGCACAACCCCCAUAAACCCUGGAGGAACCAGGAAUCACGUGACUUUUCAGCAAGAGGGGAUUCUCAGGUUGCCAAACGCCUUUCUCAGGCACCGAAUAGGCUUGCUGGGGGCGACCGGGGUCCAGGGACCCCCCAGCGUGUGAGCCCUCCUCAGGCCCCUGCUCGAAAACCUGUCAUUACCCCAAACCUAGAAACUCCUCGUCCACCUUGCUCUCUGGAACAUUACACCAAUUUUGGAAGCGUCCCUGCCACAAGCUCAGCACCCUCUACUGCCGCCUCCAUUCCCAGUACCCUGAGCAGCUGGAGAGCAAUGGAUUCUUCAGUGUUAAUCUCAAACCCAAACCAUGUAUCCAUGAUUGGUCAAAAUGUAACACAUCCAGGGUAUCAGGGUGUCCACCCUGGUGUUGAAACCCUUCCAAACCCACAUAGAGGGGCACAAUCUCGGAUUCAAUCCACUCUACCCCACACAGGACAAGGCAGACCUAACUACACCCCAGUGUCUUCUUCUCCCUCCACCCUAAACGCAGGUCUUCAGAGAUCAGGGGAGAGUGUAAUCACCAGCAAGACUUCUCAGCACUUCUUCAACACUCUCCCUCAAGUCAGUUCACCUUUACAUUGCCCUCAACCUCCAGAACACAUAAAAGUCAGCUCAGCCCUCAAGCCAAUUUCUAGUAAUUCAUACAACUCAGCACCCAUCCAAGCUUCCUCCUCAAUUUCUCAGGCAACUACUACUGUUCCGGCCCCAGUCUACCCAAGGUCCUGUUUGCAGCCUGCUGCCCCAAGCUCUCAGUCCAUUGUUGAUGCUUUGAAUAAACUUGAUGCAGAGCUGCAAGGCCACAUGCAAGCAGAAGAGAGAAGGAGAGACCAGAAUGAAGAGAGAAAACGGAAUGUAGAAAGACAAGAAAUGGAGACAAAGCCACACGGUGAGUCUGCCAUCAAGUGUCUGGAACGUUUGCUGUCAGGUAGUGCAGCCGAGUCUCCACCUCCUUGUUUGUCUCCAGCCAAUGCACUCUCCUCCAUCUCACCUCCUAGCCAGAAUUCACCACCUUAUCCCUGGUUGAGUCGGGGAGGAGUGCCCCCACGUUUUUCUGGAACUGCAGCAAACGUUAUGGAACGGUCACAACCACCUCCCCUCACCCCCCAGACAGAAUAUGCCCGUGAGAAGCAAAGGCAAAGAGAGAAAUGGAAGAGUUGCGCACCGUCUCAGAAUUCCACUGGGAAUCCCACAUACCCCUCAGAGUCAGGUCUCAUCAGCCCCUCCGACAACCACAGCCACACCAUGCAAUUGAAACCUGACCCAUCCAAAGAUGUCAAAAUUUUGAAAACCUCUCAUAAUGCUGAGAUUAUAAAUGCAAUUCCCAACCCUCCACCCCUGCGAGAGCCACCCAAACUUUACCAGGCUUUCCCCAAGGAUGUUCGCUCUUCAUGCACACCUAUCAGCACGACUACAAGCAGCCUUCAAAAACAUAUGCCCAGUACAGGACUUGGUAGUUUGGGUAGCAGUUCUAGAAGUUGCAGUGGUGACUCUGAUGGUGCCCAAUUUGAGGAGGAAACUUCUGAGCUCUUGCCUGAUGGAUUGGCUAAUAUUAUGAAGAUGCUGGAUGAGUCCAUCAGGAAAGAGGAGGAGUUGUAUUCUGGCCAGAGCAGAGAACAGGCAGUACCGAAACCUCUGUUUUCUACAAAUGUGGCACCUAUUAAGAGUUAUUUGUGUGCACCAGACCUCAUGCCUGCCCUAAAGCAAUCUCCAACUGAGGGUUAUCAGCCAGAUGGCCAUGCAAGCCCACCUGUGUUAAGUCGGCAAGGUUCACUGGCAUCUCCUUGUAGUCGUACUUCUUCACUUGAGGAAGAAGAGGAGGUUCUUAAGGUCAUUCCCAAGCCUGCAAAUUCCAUUAGCAUGCAGUCUCAAGAAAGCAAUCUUGCCACAACAGGAACCAACUAUCGCCAUAGUGACCUGGCCAAGCUGUAUGGCCUUCCAGAGGUAGAGAAAAGUGAGUGUGAGGAUGAUGAUGAAGUGGAUCGGGAUGAAGAUGAAACUCCAUCCUGUUCACCACCACCACAGCGGCCACACCUCCAUCAGACAGGUGUGAACAGCAUGUUUAAAAACCUUGCAUCUGUACUUGAGAGCCAGAAGUACACCUACCGAGGUGGACCCUUUGGUCGUCCUCCUCCCUCUGCUUUUAUGGGAGUGAAGUACUCUUCAUCUCUUUCUCUGGAGCCUGACAUUUGCAGACAACAACAAAGCACUUCUCCCACAUCAGGUUCAUCCAAUCACCCAGGUUUUAGCAGUCCAACGCAACCCUCUGCCAUUAGUAACUCAGGACAGCCCUGUCCCCUCUCACCUACAGAUUGGGCAUCAGAGAGGAAGAGAGGGGAUAAGAUUAGCCAGUCAGAUUUUUUGGGCGAUGAUUAUGAGGAAGAUAUUUCAGAGGAAUCCACAGGAGAGAAGGAUUCUGGAACUGUGAAAGACUUGUUUAAAAAUCGACCAAUACUGACCACCAUCUCAGAGUCUUCACUAGCGGAGCUUGGUCAUAGCUAUGAGGUGAACAAACACGUACUUCCUCAAAGGCAGAGCUCUAAGGCAGAGUCACAGGAGACAUGCAAACCUGAUAAAGAAAAGGACCGACACAGAGACAGAGAACGAGAGAGGAAACACAAACACAGUAGCAAAAAACAUGAGGACAGGAAAGAGAGAAAGAAAAAGCACAGAGAAAGACACGGUGAUGUGUCUCUUUCCUCAUCCUCAUCUUCCAGCUCCAGUCGACGGCACAAGGACGGAAAGUCACACAAGGAAAAAAAGAGCAGGCAGGUACUGGGUAACCUGGACCUUCAGAGUAAGGAGUUUAGGGAGAAGGAACAAGACUGUGACGGAGACAAGAAGAGAAGGAAGGAGGAAUGUAGCCAACCCCAGAGCGAAGGAGAAGAGUGGGCACGCAGUAAAGACGAGGGCGCCAGCUCUGGACGUUCGUCUGAUCUCCCAUCAGCUUCUUCAGCAUUAUGUUCUGAUGACUUUCAGAAACUGAGAGCACUGACAGAUGGGCCACCCAAAGAACUGAAGAUACGCCUCAUAAAGGUGGAGAGUGGGAACAGGGAGACAUUUAUUGCUUCAGAGGUAGAGGAGAGAAGGAUUCCUCUGGAGGAAAUCACCAUAAAGAACACAGCUAGUGAAAUCAUCAGAGCCUGCAAGGGGGCUCACGUGAAGGGGAAAUUUAAGGAAUCGUUCCUCCUACCUGCCCUCUCUGUUAAACCAGUUUUGACCACAGAACUGCCCAUCCCUCGAGAGAAACUCAACCCCCCCACACCUAGCAUCUAUUUGGAAAGUAAAAGAGAUGCACUCUCUCCGGUCCUGCUACAGUUCUGCACGGAUUCUAAGAACCCCAUUACUGUCAUCCGGGGAUUAGCUGGCUCCCUUAGAUUAAAUCUUGGUCUGUUUUCCACAAAAUCUUUGGUGGAGGCAAAUGCGGAGCAUGCAGUAGAGGUCCGGACCCAGGUCCAGCAGCCAGCUGAUGAGAACUGGGAUCCCAGCGGCACUGGCCAGACCUGGCCCUGCGAGAGCAGCAGGUCGCAUACAACAAUUGCCAAGUAUGCCCAGUACCAGGCCUCCAGCUUCCAAGAGAGCUUACAGGAAGAGAAGGGCAGUGAUGACGAGGAUGAUGAUGAUGAAGAUGAGAAAUCAGCCACUAACUCUGAGAAUACAACCAGUAGCUCCUCAGCUCCCAGCUCCAGUUUAGAGCAGAAAACUGUGGGGAAGAUAAUCAAAUUUGGCACCAACAUUGACCUGUCCGAUCCAAAAAGAUGGAAGCCUCAGCUGCAGGAACUGCAGAAGUUGCCGGCGUUUAUGCGUGUGUCCUCCAGUGGGAAUAUGCUGAGUCAUGUUGGCCACACCAUUUUGGGAAUGAAUACAGUGCAACUCUACAUGAAAGUCCCUGGCUGCCGCACACCAGGACACCAGGAGAACAAUAACUUCUGUUCCGUAAACAUCAAUAUUGGGCCUGGAGACUGUGAGUGGUUUGCUGUUCAUGACAACUACUGGGAGGCCAUCAGUGAUUUCUGUGAAAAGCAUGGAGUCGACUACCUGACAGGAUCAUGGUGGCCGGUUCUGGAUGACUUGUACCGCGCUAACAUCCCUGUGUACCGGUUCAUCCAAAGACCAGGAGACCUGGUAUGGAUCAACGCAGGCACUGUACACUGGGUUCAGGCCGUGGGCUGGUGCAACAACAUUGCUUGGAAUGUGGGACCCGUCACCUCUUAUCAGUACCAGUUGGCUUUAGAGAGAUUUGAGUGGAACGAAGUGAAGAAAGUCAAAUCCAUCGUUCCCAUGAUUCACGUAUCCUGGAACGUGGCACGGAACGUCAAAGUCACUGACCCAGACACUUACAAGAUGAUCAAACACUGUCUCCUCCAGUCUAUUAAGCACAUUCAGAUUCUGAGGGACCAGCUAGUGGCAGGAGGAAAGAAGAUUUCCUACCAGAGCAGAGUGAAGGAUGAGCCGGCCUACUACUGUAAUGAGUGUGAUGUGGAGGUGUUUAACCUGCUGUUUGUGACCAGUGAGAAUGGCAGUCGGAAGAUGUAUGUGGUGCACUGUGAGGACUGUGCACGACAACGCAACCCAAACCUCUCCAAUGUAGUAGUGCUGGAGCAAUGCCGCAUGGAGGAGCUCAUGAGUGUGUACGACUCUUUCAGCCUGACUACCAGUUCCAGCUCCCGAUGAGGACGUCUCAUCCCUUGCCCUCACACAGCCAUAACCAAAACUCCUGUUCGCAGGACAAGAUCUUUUAUUUUAGUCCAGUUAAGACUUAAAACAUUUACCGUUGGGAAAAAAAAAUACUACUGUUAAUAUUUGUUGAACAGCCAAUCCAGAACCAGUUUACUCAGCAUUGUUUACAGAACCAAUCAGCCAAUAAAUUCGAUAGAAUAAAUUCUGAGGGUCUUGUGUACCAACCCCUGUAUGGCUCUGCGGGACUUCAAGUGGAACUCAGUUUGGUGCUGUCAUGGCUUACAACGGCAGAGUUGCCGAGAUCCUGUCCGUUUGGGUUUUGUUCUGAAUUUUUUUUCUCUCUCUCUUUUUUGGGGAUAUUGAAUACUGAAAUGUGUAAAUGCUCUUUGUAUUUUUCGUGGGUGCUUUUUUCUUCAAUAAUUUAUUCUUUUUAAACCUAGAACAGCCUAGAUAUAUACCACAUUGGCCUUGUGACUUGUAUUUAGUGAAGAGAUAA
This is a messenger RNA of Sinocyclocheilus anshuiensis, 7166 nucleotides long. RefSeq names its product lysine-specific demethylase 6B-like. The record is from RefSeq and is a predicted model, not a curated record. Gene Ontology annotation, molecular function: chromatin DNA binding; RNA polymerase II cis-regulatory region sequence-specific DNA binding; histone H3K27me2/H3K27me3 demethylase activity. Gene Ontology annotation, biological process: regulation of gene expression; heart development. Gene Ontology annotation, cellular component: MLL3/4 complex. Bases 647 to 6664 code for a protein of 2005 amino acids. NCBI's taxonomy places the organism in Eukaryota, Metazoa, Chordata, Actinopteri, Cypriniformes, Cyprinidae. The transcript has 24 exons.